Messenger RNA from Rosa chinensis, 697 nucleotides. RefSeq lists its product as uncharacterized. The transcript is spliced from 5 exons. The record is from RefSeq and is a predicted model, not a curated record. Lineage: Eukaryota; Viridiplantae; Streptophyta; Magnoliopsida; Rosales; Rosaceae. Bases 78 to 515 code for a protein of 145 amino acids.
AUGUAUGAUGUAUCUAGUCAUGUUUUUGAUCUUGGAUUGAAUACCUUGCUGAAAUUCAUUUUAAUCAACCUGUACAGAUGUGGGUGAAUAUGAGAUGUGGUGAUUUUAAUUACAUGCUUCAUGGAGUUAUAGACAUAUUAAUCAGUUGGAGAAGGACAAAGAUGUUGUUGCUCAGGCACAAGCAAUUGCAAUGCUUGAGUCCUUACCUCAGCUUCCAUUUUGUGUUGUUAAUGCUCUGCAUAACUUUCUUACUGACUCCAAGGCCUUCUCAAGAGUUCGAAUUGAGGCAGCCUUUGGAUUGGCUAAUACAUCAUCUGAGGUACCACAAUUCGGUUAUUGGAGCUUUGCAGAGCGUCAAUGCUGUGUUUAGGGCAUCUGUGGCACUGCUUCAGAACCUGGCUGAUGUGUUUUUGAUCCCAGAUUGGUCAUGGAAGCGGAUAAGGAGAAGCAGAAGAGGGAGUCUGAAAAAAUGGGAGACGCCAUGUAAUCUUUGGAGAGCAGAACCUUGGAUUUGAAAGGGAGAUUGAUAUCCUUGUUGCUUUGGAUGAGAUGAAGUCCAUGAAGAUUUGCAGGUAGCAUGUUGAGGAAAUUGAUAACUUAAGAAAGUUGCUCCAGGGAGAGACAAGUCUUAGGAAGGCUGCUGAAGAGGAAGCCAGUAAUCUUUAGAGUCAACUGACUCUAUUGAAGAGGUUAGAGG